Kuraishia capsulata CBS 1993 is the source of this 1470-nucleotide messenger RNA. RefSeq lists its product as uncharacterized. NCBI's taxonomy places the organism in Eukaryota, Fungi, Ascomycota, Pichiomycetes, Pichiales, Pichiaceae. Bases 1 to 1470 code for a protein of 489 amino acids. The record is from RefSeq and is a predicted model, not a curated record. The transcript has a single exon.
AUGUCAAACAAGACGCUGCGAGCUCCACUCAUGAGCCCGAGCUUAGAUGGCCAGGAUGAAAGUUUCAAUCUAGAAAGGCCGUCUCAUGACUCCGCUCGUUUUGGUUUGGCUCCUUCGACGAGUCUAGGAACGAGCGUCAAUGGCGAUAUCGCGUAUUCGGCCGGUAAGAUUGUGUUUGUGGUUUUUUUGUUCAUCAUCUCGUUGGUGGCCUUUGUGGCUCAAACAGAGUCAACAUCAUACUUGUACUCGUCGACGAAUUUCAAAGAGCCUUUUUUACUUCUAUACAUGACCCACGGUAUGUGGUGGAUAACAUGGCCGCUACAGGUGGCCGGUGUUGCUACUUGGAAGACAUACAUUAAGUUCCAAGCCCACCGAAACAACGCCAUCGAAAGCUACUCAGACUUGCUACGUCACGAACGUGAAGGAAAUAAUCGCCAAGGUCGGAAAGUUUGGAAGGGCUUCAGAAAGACCUUCACCAGUUCUGUGAAAGCGCAGCACCGCAAUAUCUUUGAGUCUGCUGACUUGACCGCACAGGAGAACGUUCCUGGCUAUAAAUCGCCAUUGGUUCGUCACCAUGAGGGAUCCGUAUCCAAACACCCGAAAACGUACUACUUGAUGUUCUUUUCGCAGGCAAUGAGACAUACCGUGGGAUCCGCAUUCAUCAUCAUGAUUGUGCUCAAUAUAGCAGGAUCGUCGUGGUAUGUGGCCAUGGGACUUUCCACCGGGAGUGAUGUUACUGCCAUAUACAACUGUUCUGCAUUUGCAGCCUACGCGUUUGCAGUCCCAUAUCUGGGCGAGCGGUUUUCAUGGUUGAAAAUGCUCAGUGUGUUGGUGGCUGUUCUGGGUGUCUUUGUGGUUGCAUACUCUGGAAGUUCAGGCGCCGACAAUGACUCCUCAAAAUAUCCUCACAGACUUCUGGGAAAUUUAAUCAUUUUGGCCGGUGCUGUUUUGUACGGGUUUUACGAGGUAUUGUACAAGAAGCUGAUGUGUCCUCCGUCUUCAGCCGUAUCGGCUAGGCGACAAGCGACAUUCUCCAACUUCGCCAUGUCCGUGAUCGGAUUCUGGACAUUUUCGUGCUUAUGGAUUCCACUGUUACUGGUGCAUGUGACGAAUAUUCACCGGUUUUCGUUUCCAGCAUCAUCUUUAGAAUGGGGACUUAUCCUCGCAUCUCUACUGUCAAACAUCUGUUUCAGUUGUUCAUUCCUUGCGUUGAUGGCACUCACGUCUCCCGUGCUGUCCUCCGUGGCAUCACUGCUCACAAUUAUGUUAGUGGGUGUGUUUGAGUGGGUUGCCUUUGGAAUCAAGGUUUCGUCUUCGCAACUGUUAGGUUACCUGUUGGUGGUGGUAGGUUUUGGGGUCUUAACCUACGCCAGUUGGAGUGAAAUCAGUGAGGAGGAGCUGGAUGAGGGCGGGCAUGACACAGACUCAGAUUCUGUGGCCUCUGGGUUUUCUGGUGUACCCCUGUCCUAG